Messenger RNA from Sclerotinia sclerotiorum 1980 UF-70, 1806 nucleotides. RefSeq lists its product as hypothetical. Gene Ontology annotation, molecular function: oxidoreductase activity, acting on CH-OH group of donors; flavin adenine dinucleotide binding. The coding region runs from base 1 to 1806 and encodes 601 amino acids. The record is from RefSeq and is a predicted model, not a curated record. NCBI's taxonomy places the organism in Eukaryota, Fungi, Ascomycota, Leotiomycetes, Helotiales, Sclerotiniaceae. The transcript has 5 exons.
AUGCAACUACCCAUCCCCCAAACCGUAGACAUAAUCUUCGCAGGCGGCGGUACAGCCGCCUGCGUAGCAGCCGGUCGACUCGCCAAAGCAAACCCAGCUCUACGAAUCCUACUCGUAGAAGGUGGGAAGAAUAAUUUUGAAGAUCCAAGUGUGGUGACGCCGGUUGUGUUUUUGAGUCAUUUGGCUCCGGGGAGUAAGACGGCUUUGUUCUACAAAUCCCAACCUUCCCCCCACCUAAACAAUCGCGAAGCCAUCGUUCCCGCAGGCGGACUCCUCGGCGGCGGCUCCUCGAUCAAUUUCCUCAUGUACACACGCGCUCAAUCCAUCGAUUUCGAUUCCUGGAAUACCCCCGGAUGGAGCGCAAAAGAUAUGCUGGAAAUGUGGAAGAAGCUCGAAACGUAUCAUCCGGAAGGAGCAGUAGAUAGGGAGAAACAUGGGUAUGAUGGACCUGUGCAUGUGAGUGAUGGGGGUUUUAGGGGGAAGAGUGGUGAUGUGUUUUUGGAGACGGUGAAGAAGAUGGGGCAUGAAGAGGUUGCGGAUUUGCAGGAUGGGGAUACGUGUGGAUGGGGGAAAUGGCACCGCUACGUUUCUCUCAGCGGUCGUCGCCAAGAUUCAGCUCACACCUAUAUUCACCCUCUUCGUCAAUCCGGCUCCUAUCCUAAUCUUCACAUCCUCACUGAAUCCAAAGUCGUUCGCGUACUCUUUGAUUCCUCAUCUCCACCUCGUGCAAUUGGUAUAGAAUACGUACCCAAUUCUGAUUAUCAGCCCGCUCUCGCACUGAGUAAGGCGAUUCCGCAUACGAUUACUGCGGAAAAAUUGGUGGUUGUGAGUGCAGGCGCAUUGGGGACUCCGCAAAUCUUGGAGAGGAGUGGAGUGGGUAGGAAGGAUGUGUUGGAAAGGUGUGGAGUGGAGGUUGUUAGUGAGGUGGAGGGUGUAGGCGAGGCGUAUCAGGAUCAUCACUUGCUUCUGUAUCCCUACAAAACAUCACUUGAUGAAACCGAAACCAUCGAUGGCUUUUUAAGCGGAAGAAAAGACUUUGCUCAAGCACUUGAAGCCAAAGAUCCUCAGCUAGCUUGGAAUUCAGUCGACGUCUGCAGUAAACUCCGACCUUCUCCCUCGGAAAUCCAAGCUCUAGGUCCCGACUUCGUCGCAGACUGGGAACGUGACUUUGCCCCUCACCCCAGCAAACCACUCAUGCUAUGCGUCGCCGCCAACACCUUCCUCGCAGACCAAUCACUCGUCGAUCCAGGUCAAUAUCUCACCAUGGGAACCUACACUGCAUACCCGUAUUCACGAGGAUCCAUCCACAUCACCUCAUCAAGCGACGUGCAAAACGGGUAUGAAUUCGACGCAGGCUUUUUAUCCCAUCCGAGCGAUUUGAAAAAACAGCUAUGGGCCUACAAAAUGCAACGGGAAAUCUCUAGACGUCUCCCAUAUUUCCGAGGCGAGCUAGAGCUCGGUCAUCCUAAAUUUCCAAAGGGUUCUAAGGCUGCGUUAUCUAAUGGGGCAAUUGAGGGAACCGUUGAGGAUAUUGAAUAUAGUGCUGAAGAUAACAUGGUGAUUGAAGAUUGGAUUCGAGAAAAUCUAAAUACGACGUGGCAUUCGCUAGGAACAUGUGCGAUGAAGCCGAGAGAGAAAGGGGGAGUGGUGGAUGCGGCGUUGAAUGUGUAUGGGACGCGGGGAUUGAAGGUUUGUGAUUUGAGUAUGGUGCCGGAGAAUGUGGGGGCGAAUACUAAUAAUACGGCUUUGGCGGUGGGGGAGAAAGCGGCGGUGAUUAUUGGGAGGGAGUUGGGGAUUGAGGUUUAG